GACAAUGCGGUGUUGGUGUCUGCAGUAUUCCGACUCCUGAACACUGGUGGCUGCAAGCUGCGAUUUUGGAGUCCUCUCAUUUCCUAUCCUUAUCUCCGCCCGCGGCUGCGUUGGCCAGCUAGCUUUUGAUUUUGUAUCUGGUCACUGAUCAAUAAAGCAACCUAAGGAAACAUAGGACACCAUUACCUCACUGCCAGCUCUGGCCCUGGGCUUGUACAGGGAGCUCAGGGUCUCUGCACCAGUGGGCUGCAGAAACUUAGUCAUAGCGCCCUCAGUCCCUGAGGUCUGAAGCUCGCCGCUGCGCAUUCUCCUCCCUGGGAACGUGACCCCAGCAGCACCCGACGCAGAGACGCCAGCCCACAUACUGCAAGAGAUGUCUGGCUCUUACUCAGCCACCACCACAAUCACAGCGCCCCCCUCUGGGGGACAGCAGAAUGAAGGAGAGAAGUUUGAAAAGAAUCCUCACCACUGGGGAGCAGAUGUUCGCCCCGAAAUAAAAGAUGACUUAUAUGACCCCAGCUACCAGGAUGAGGAGGGGCCCCCGCCCAAGCUGGAGUACGUCUGGAGAAACAUCAUCCUCAUGGCCCUGCUGCACUUGGGGGCCCUGUAUGGGAUCACACUGGUUCCCUCCUGCAAGGUCUACACCUGCCUCUUCGCAUAUUUGUACUAUGUCAUUAGUGCCUUGGGCAUCACGGCCGGGGCGCAUCGCCUGUGGAGCCACCGAACUUACAAGGCGCGCCUGCCGCUGCGGCUCUUCCUCAUCAUUGCCAACACCAUGGCUUUCCAGAAUGAUGUGUAUGAAUGGGCCCGAGAUCACCGCGCCCACCACAAAUUCUCAGAAACACACGCCGACCCUCACAAUUCCCGGCGUGGCUUUUUCUUCUCUCACGUGGGCUGGCUGCUUGUGCGCAAACACCCGGCUGUCAAAGAGAAAGGUGGAAAACUGGACAUGUCUGACCUCAAAGCUGAGAAGCUGGUCAUGUUCCAGAGGAGGUACUACAAGACUGGCCUCCUGCUCAUGUGCUUCAUCCUGCCCACGUUGGUGCCCUGGUAUUGCUGGGGUGAAACUUUCGUGAACAGCUUGUGCGUCAGCACCUUUUUGCGAUACGCUGUGGUGCUCAAUGCCACCUGGCUGGUGAACAGUGCCGCUCACCUCUAUGGAUAUCGCCCCUACGACAAGAACAUUAGCUCUCGGGAGAAUAUCUUGGUUUCGAUGGGAGCUGUGGGCGAGGGCUUCCACAACUACCACCAUGCCUUCCCCUACGAUUACUCUGCCAGUGAGUACCGCUGGCACAUCAACUUCACCACGUUCUUCAUCGACUGCAUGGCUGCCCUAGGCCUGGCUUAUGACCGGAAGAGAGUGUCCAAGGCCGCUGUCUUGGCCAGGAUUAAAAGAACUGGAGAGGGGAGCCAUAAGAGUGGCUGAGUUUGGGGUCUUUCAGUUUCUGUUCCAAAAGCCAGCUUAGCAGAGGCUUAAUGUUCUGUUAAUUAACUACUGAGUAUUGCUACCCAGAUGCUAAAACGAUGACGUUAACCCAUUCUGGUACAGUAUUGUAAAAUGGACAAAUAUCGGAAGUCAGCAGCUCUUCCCUUCCAAUGCUAAGCUGAUCUUCUCUUCUCUUUUCGUUGUCUUUUCUUUGCUUUGUCCCUGUUGACCUCAUUUCUCAUCGCCUCCCAAGCCGGCCGCUGCUCCACCGUAGGUCAGUGUUCGCCUUCCAAAGCCUACCAACUUUCCAAGGGUCUAAAAGUCAAGGUUUGUGCCCCACCCCCAAGAAAAUCUGCAGAGAUUUCUCCUGUUAUUUUUAGCCCAGGCUUUGCCAGAUGGAAUGGAAGGUAAAUCUUACGGGGCCAAAUUCAGCAUGCAGGCUGUGAUUCAUCCAAGAUGUGGGAGAGGGGAAUCUCGUGUGAUCAGGCUCAGCUCUUGUCUCGCAGAGGCCGAGGAGCCUUUCCACACAGCAUGCCGCCUCUCCUAAUUCUGAGUAGGUGACAACCAUGGGACUUGGUGACAUUGGAGUACAAGUAACACAUAUCAGUAUCUCAGUGUAGUUUAGGCUGAAGAUUUAAGGGGAAAAAAAGGUAAAAAACUGUAGGGAAAGUGGUCUCUACUGAGAAAGAAUUUUCUUCUCCUUUAAUAAUAAGGACACGGGGCCAGGCGUGGUGGGUGGCAUAUGCCUUAAAUCACAGCACUUGAGAGGCAGAGGCAGGUGGAUCUCUUUGAGUUCAAGGUCAGCCAGGGCUAGUUGGUGAGACGUCAAAUAACUA
Messenger RNA from Peromyscus leucopus (white-footed mouse), 2262 nucleotides. RefSeq names its product stearoyl-CoA desaturase 2. The record is from RefSeq and is a predicted model, not a curated record. Gene Ontology annotation, cellular component: endoplasmic reticulum membrane. Bases 374 to 1426 code for a protein of 350 amino acids. Lineage: Eukaryota; Metazoa; Chordata; Mammalia; Rodentia; Cricetidae. Gene Ontology annotation, biological process: unsaturated fatty acid biosynthetic process; response to fatty acid. The transcript has 6 exons. Gene Ontology annotation, molecular function: stearoyl-CoA 9-desaturase activity; palmitoyl-CoA 9-desaturase activity; iron ion binding.